This is a messenger RNA of Dichotomopilus funicola, 2412 nucleotides long. RefSeq lists its product as uncharacterized. Lineage: Eukaryota; Fungi; Ascomycota; Sordariomycetes; Sordariales; Chaetomiaceae. The coding region runs from base 1 to 2412 and encodes 803 amino acids. Gene Ontology annotation, molecular function: oxidoreductase activity, acting on the CH-OH group of donors, NAD or NADP as acceptor; hydrolase activity. The transcript is spliced from 2 exons. The record is from RefSeq and is a predicted model, not a curated record.
AUGGCAGCCAACGUCCUCUCCCUCCCAGCCACGGUCCUCUCGGCCCUCACCAAACUGGCCCUCUGCCCCCUCGUCAGCGGCCCACUCCUGCUAUCCACCACCUAUUUCCCCUCCGCCGUCCGCAAGGCCGUCGACGCCCUCGCCCGCGCGAUCCCAUCACCCGCCAUCGCCGCCUGGCUGACCUCUUUCCCCCUCAACUCCCCCACCCUCCUUACCACCCUCCGCGUGCUGCUCGGCCUGGGUAUCGCACGGACCCUCAACCGCGUGCUCAGCACAGCCGCAGCGAACAACUGGCGGUUAGGCGUAGCACCGGGCUGGGAUGACUGGAAGCAGGAGAUCGCAGUGGUGACGGGGGGUUCAAGCGGGAUUGGGAAAGCCACGGUGGACCGCCUCCUGGCGCUCGGCGUGCGGGUCGCGAUUCUGGACGUGCAAGAGCCGCCAAAGGAGUUGGUCGCCGCACACCCCGCGGGCGUGUUGUUCUUCGUGCACUGCGACGUGACCUCCUCCGAGUCCGUCGCUGCCGCGGCCGCAGCUGUCCGCGCCCACUUUGGCGGCCAACACCCGUCCAUCCUGAUCAACAACGCCGGCGUGGCCAAGCCCAUGCCCAUCCUGCAGACGCAGGAACCGUUCCUGCGUCGCAUCCUAGGUGUCAACCUCAUGUCGAUGUGGUUCACCACGCAGCAGUUCCUGCCGGCCAUGGUGGCGGCCAACAAGGGCCAUGUGAUCACCAUCGCCAGCGUGGCGUCGUUUAUUGGACUCGCCACGGCGGCCGACUACUCGGCUACCAAAGCCGGUGCUUUGGCGUUCCACGAGUCGUUGACUGUGGAACUGAAGCACCAUUACCACGCGCCGCGUGUGCUGACGACGGUAGUGCACCCGAACUUUGUGCAGACGCCGCUGGUGAACUCCUUUGCGGAGCGGCUGAGGGAGAACCGGGUCAAGAUGUUGACGCCGGAGCGGAUCGCCGAGGAGGUGGUCGGGAGGAUUGAGAGCCGCAGGGGCGGGCAGUUGGUGAUCCCGGGGACGUCGACUUUUCUCACUGGGAUUAGGGGUUGGCCGACCUGGGCGCAGGAGCUUGCGCGCGAUGUGGCGGGCCGGGGAUCUGUUGGGAGGAUGCAUCCGCCCACCACCACCGAGAUGGCCAAGAUCUACAUCUGGAUGAUCCUCAAGGGACCCUUCGCGCUCGCACAUUACAUCUUCGACGUCUUGCUUGGCAUAGUCCCGGGCAUGCGCCCAAACCCAGAGUGGACGUUCAACCAAGCCCUACGUGUACGCGUCGUGCGCCUGGCACUCCCCUACAUCUCGCGGCUGCGCCUCGGCCACAAGACACCGCUCAAGCCCAGCUGGGGCCGCGAGCGCAAGCGCUGGGAGGUCAUGCAGCCGGCUCCCGCGGCCGCGUUUGACCGGCCGCCCUUCACCGACGAGCGUGAGCGAGCAAAGGAGGCCAACAACAACAACACCAAAAACGGCCCGGCGCUGUUCGGCCCCGAGCCCGUCGGCGCCACCUGGACGCCCUCCCUGCCCCCUCCCGCAGGCGAGGUCAAACCAACCCAAACAGUAGCCCUGCACUUCCACGGCGGCGCCUUCGUCAUCAAUACCGGCCGCGACAAAGACUCCAAGUUCCUCGGCAAGACCCUCCACAAACACCUCGGCUGCGCCUUCGUCUGUCUCCCACAAUACCGCCUGUGCACCACCGAACCCAGCCGCUUCCCCGUCCCCCUCUACGACGCCGUCACAGCCUACCACUGGCUUAUCCACACCAAGAAGAUCCCCGCCUCCCAAAUCAUCCUCUCCGGCGACUCCGCCGGCGCUACGCUCGCCUUCGCCCUAGCCCGCUACCUAGCCCGCUACGGCGCUGGUUUGGGCUUACCUUUCCCCGCGGCUAUGGCUGUCUGGUCGCCGUGGAUUGAUGUAUCUGCGGGACUGUACCAUGAUAUGCAGCUCACGCCGCAGUACAAGACGGAUUACCUUAACCGGGACUUUGCAAGGUGGGGAGCGGAUGCUGUGUCGGGGUAUGGCACGAUUGAUCCGAAGGGGGAGUGGUUGUCGAUUAUACGGCAUCCGUUUUCGCCGCCUGGGUGGGAGACGGAGGCGGAGACGGAGACUACGGGUGAGAAGGUGACUGAGAGCGGAUCAACGCGGCCCGCGAAGGUGCCGAUUUUUGUGCAGGGGAGCAAUGGGGAGACGUUGUGGGAGGGGAUUGAGGCUACGGCGGAGCGGCUGAAGACGGAGGUGCCUGGGUGGGAGGUCACGUUGGAGGCGUCGCCGGGCCCGCAUGAUAUUAUCCUGAUGGGGGAUAUCAUUGCGUUUGAGGACGAGGUCCGGGAGACGGCGUGGCGGGCGAGAGAGUUUUUCUUGGCGCAUUCGAAGUUGACGCUGCAAGGGGGGCCGAAGAAGGGGGCGGCCGUUUAG